CUCAUCCAAAUAUUUCAAUUGGAGCAGAAUCGAUCAAACCAUCCCAUUCAACUGAAAACGGAUCGAUUACAAUCCUAAUCAAUUUUGAUUCUUUAUGAUCAAGUUAUGAUCGAGUCCAACCAAAUUCGGCUAACUGGAUCAAAUUAGAGUCGGUGGUGACUGGUGACCAAUGUCGAACUUGAUUCCAAGUUGAAAAACCAUGUUUUGCUUCACCCUGCCAACGCAAAUUUUAUUUUACACUACUGCAUUUAGGUUUGGAAUUUUUGGGAUUAGGAUUUAGGGUUUAAAAAAAAAAAAAAAAAAAGGUAAUGGGUGUUUUUUUUCUGAUAAACGUAUGACAGGGAUUCCAAACAGGAUCACACAUUUGGUAGAAAAACAGGAUCACACAUGAGAGCUCUGCACUUGAUAACCACCAGAUUACAAACAAAAAUUCGGUUUAAUGUUUCAUUUUCGUAGGGUUAACCAAAAAUGAAAACACAAAAGCUCCAAGGCUAUCCGUUUGAGUCUUCCUCUCCGUGUGGGUUUGCUCUGGAGCACUCUAAGCUCUAACCCGCUUGAAACAUGCAGCUUAGCGCUCGCCUGGUGAGGUCCUUGUCUCUUCCUUCUCCUGCGUCUACCACCCUUCAAGAAAUCGCUGCCAAUCACAAAGGUAUCGCAAAACUUGUCUUGAAAAAGGGGAAGACCCAACUUUUCAAGGAUGGAAGUCCAAUGGUCUAUAGUGGUGCAGUGGACAGGAUUGUUGGUAGACCACCACCCAAAUCUGGAGAUGUUGUGCUAGUAGCAGAUGGGACAGAGAAGCCCAUUGGAUGGGGGAUGUACAAUGCAGUCUCCAUGUUUUGUGUUCGCCUCAUGCAACUAGAAGAAGAGACAGCAAGAGAUCCGUCUUGUGCAUUGAACAUGGAGAAGCUUCUUGAAACAAGAAUUCGUGAUGCUCUAGAAUUACGUAGGAGUCUUGGGCUUCCAUCUAUGGAUACAAAUGCAUAUCGUCUUGUGAACAGUGAAGGGGACAGGUUGUCAGGUCUAAUUGUUGAUGUUUUUGGCAAUCUUGCUGUAGUAGCUUCAUCCGCUGCUUGGGUUGAGAAAUAUAAGUCAGAAAUUGAGUCCUGCAUCUGUAGAACCUGUGACAUUGAUCAUAUAAGGUGGAGACCAUCUGCUGAUAUCUUAAAAGAAGAAGGAUUGGAUAUAUCAGAUCUAGGAGAACCACACCCAUCACAUUCGCUUGAGAGGGUGAAGGUAAUAGAAAAUGGGAUUGCUUAUGCGAUCUCAUUGGAAGGUCAGAAAACAGGAUUUUAUGCUGAUCAACGUGAAAAUCGUAAGUUCAUAUCAACAAUUUCAGAGGGACGUAAAGUUCUUGAUAUUUGCUGCUACAGUGGUGGCUUUUCUCUAAAUGCAGCAAAAGGUGGUGCUGUAGAUGUUUUGGGUGUUGAUACCUCGAUACCUGCUUUGGACCUUGCAAAAGAAAAUAUCCUUCUCAACAAGCUGGAUCCCGGAAGAAUAUCAUAUUUGAGAGAAGAUGCAACUGAAUUUAUGAAAUCAGCUGCUUCAAGGCAUGAAUCUUGGGAUUUAGUUAUUCUGGAUCCUCCAAAACUAGCACCUCGGAGGAAGGUUUUACAAAAUGCAUCUGGUAUGUAUAGAAAUCUAAAUUCAUUAGCCAUGCGAUUAACGAAGAGAGGAGGUCUUCUCAUGACAUGUUCAUGUUCAGGGGUGAUGACCCAAAGUGGAUUGUUCUUAUGUAUUCUUCAGAGUGCUGCUUCAAUGGUGGGUAGAAAAGUUACAGUUUUACGUCAAGCUGGAGCAGCUUGUGAUCACCCUAUUGACCCAUCCUAUCCUGAAGGAGCAUACCUUUCCAAUGUCAUGCUUAGAGUACUAUAGAUGAUCGGCCUCCAGGAUUAUUCCAUCACAAAUAUGAAGGUUCUCCAAGUCGUCUGAAAACAGAAAAGCAGCAUCGGUAAUAGAUUUGAUGGUGAUAAAUGGUUAUGUUAAUUCUCUGCAUUGAAAGGAUUUCCACCUUGGCUUGAUCAGAUAUAUAACAGUGAAGACCAUGGCUAGAAAGAAGCACAACCCUCCAACUGUUAGAUUUGCAAUGCCAAGAAAGUCAUUCUUUCCCCCAAGCCAGCUAGUGGUGGAAAGUACAAGUUUCUUCUUCUCUCCAUUAAAACUGUAUGUGUCGUAGUAGUUCUGCAGUGUUACAUUUGUAAUGUCAUUUGCUUGGAGAUCCACCUCUAUCUUCCCAUAUAACUUCUUAAAAGUCGGAAGGACAGCAGUUCUCAUCCGAACAAUAAGCUCCUCCUGCUCACUUAGAGAUCAGUUCUUGUUUGAUGGAUGGUAACCAGUUUAAUGACCAACUAUUCAGUUGUGCAAAAGCAAUGGUUCUAUUUGGUGUUCCAUCAGGACUGGAGAUGGAUUACUUACUGGUAUGCUGGCAUCAAAGGUCGCACCGCCUAUUAGGAUUCCUUUCUGGAAAAUUUUGAGCUACACAUUACUACCAAACAUUUUAUCCCUAUCGCUCUUCCAGGAAAUGCCCUAUUUGUUCACCUGCACUUGCUGGUUGUUGAGAGAGAAGCUGCAAGUGUCAUUGAACAAACUCCAAGCCAUAAGACCAUAGGGCACAAUGGGGAGAUCCAUUCGCUAUGUCUUCAGGUGCACUGCCGGUUGUAAUAUUUUCACUUUUAGGAUCAAUUAGCUGUGCAGCCGUUACGCUCUGAACAUACCUGAGUUACAACGCAUCACCAUGAGAGCUAUUUGAAUAUAAUGCUUUUUUUCCCCAUGAAUUUGUGGAAACGUUUAGUCAUGAUUCAUGGAAUUGUUUUACGCAAAAGACUCCUGGUCUCUGGUCUGGCCAACUAUUUGUACCAUAUAUAAAGUCAUGUUCUUGUGAUGCUGCUUUGACUACUACUUUGACUUUUUCUUUCA
Molecule: messenger RNA, 2913 nt
Organism: Macadamia integrifolia
Lineage: Eukaryota; Viridiplantae; Streptophyta; Magnoliopsida; Proteales; Proteaceae
Product: ribosomal RNA large subunit methyltransferase I
Exons: 9
Coding region: 562-1872 (436 amino acids)
Molecular function (GO): RNA binding; methyltransferase activity
Source: RefSeq, a predicted model, not a curated record